Galleria mellonella (greater wax moth) is the source of this 7910-nucleotide messenger RNA. It is a transcript of the gene raf, whose product is annotated as raf homolog serine/threonine-protein kinase Raf. Bases 101 to 2371 code for a protein of 756 amino acids. The record is from RefSeq and is a predicted model, not a curated record. NCBI's taxonomy places the organism in Eukaryota, Metazoa, Arthropoda, Insecta, Lepidoptera, Pyralidae. Gene Ontology annotation, biological process: signal transduction; protein phosphorylation. Gene Ontology annotation, molecular function: protein kinase activity; ATP binding. The transcript is spliced from 12 exons.
GUGUUGCAUUCUAUACAUUAGCAUUUAUUAUUAGUUAUGGCAAUAAUUAUGGCCUUGCGCGAGUAGAUCAGAGAAAAAUAAAAAAAAAUCAUGAAAAGAAAUGGCAGUUACUAGAGAGAAAGAAAAUUGUUCAAGAAAAAUUAAUGGAAAUAUUCCUGCAUUAUCUCUCAAUAGUGAUAAUAUGUCGACAUCCACGGAUAGUGACGACAUAGCGGACCCAACAUAUGAAAUUAGGAACAUUCAAAGUAUUAUAAACGUGACUCGUGAAAACAUUGAUGCUCUAAAUGCUAAAUUCGCUGGUUUCCAACAUCCACCGUCUCUUUAUCUUUCGGAAUACCAAGAAUUAACUUCAAAGUUACAUAAUUUGGAGCUUAGGGAGCGGACUCUGCGUGAGUUAUUGCAGUCUGAAUCGCCGGAUAGGAGUGAAGAGUGUUCGUUGCAGGAUGAUUCUAAAAAGUAUGAUACGCUUACACGUCAACCAAAGGUGUUCCUCAGAGCACACUUGCCUAACCAGCAGCGCACCAGCGUGCAGGUUAAAGAAGGGGUGACGCUGCGUGAGGCGCUCUCAAAGGCGCUGAAACUCCGCAACUUGACUUGUGAAAUGUGUGAAGUGGUGAGGACAGGCAAUAAUCAAGUGAUACCAUGGGAGAUGGAUAUUACUAUGAUCGAUGCAGAGGAGGUGACAGUAAGAACACUGGACAAACUGCCGAUAAUGUCGCACAUAUCGCACCAGUACACAAGGAAGACGUUCUUCACGCUCGCGUUCUGCGAGUGCUGCAGGCGGUUGCUGUUCAACGGCUUUUACUGCUCGCAGUGCAACUUCAAGUUCCACCAGCGCUGCGCCGACAAAGUGCCUAGCAUUUGUCAUCAGGUGCGAAUGACGGACACAUAUUACGCGGCGUUGCUCGCUCAGAACCCAGAGACUCAGGCCGGCAUCCUGCACUUCCCCCCGCACUUUGGGUACCAUCACAUGAUGAACAGAAAUGAGCAGAACAAGCAACAGCAUCCGCGCUCGUUGAAUCAGCAGGACAGGUCCAAUUCCGCGCCCAACGUGUGCAUCAACAUGGUGCAGCGGCCCAUGACCCUCGCCGAGCACCAGCGGAAGUACAACCAGAAUCAGUGCACGAGCUCGCCGCAGACGUCGCACUACCUGUCGAUGUCGCGGGGCGCGGGCGGCGGCGCGGCGGGCGGGGCGGCGGGCGGCGCGGCGGGGGGCGGCGCGGGGGGCGCGGGGGGCGGCGAGCCGCACAGCCAGAGCACGCAGGCGUCGCCCACCGGCACGCUGCGGCCGCGGCGGCCGCGUGCUCGCUCCGCCGACGAGUCCUGGAAGAACGCGCUGUCGCCGCGCGAGAGCUACGACGACUGGGUCAUACACGCCGACGAGAUCCUCAUCGGCGCCCGGAUAGGUUCGGGCAGUUUCGGGACAGUGUACAAGGCGCACUGGCACGGCCCGGUGGCCGUCAAGACGCUCAAUGUCAAGACGCCCACGCCCGCGCAACUGCAGGCGUUCAAGAAUGAGGUGGCGGUCCUGCGCAAGACGCGGCACUCGAACAUCCUGCUGUUCAUGGGGUGCGUGUCGAAGCCGUCGCUGGCGAUCGUGACGCAGUGGUGCGAGGGCUCGUCGCUGUACCAGCACCUGCACGUGCUGGAGACGCCGUUCCCCAUGCUGUACCUGAUCGAUGUCGCGCGACAGACUGCGCAGGGCAUGGACUACUUGCACGCCAAGAACAUUAUACACAGGGACCUGAAAUCAAAUAAUAUUUUCCUGAGGGACGACUGGUCUGUCAAAAUUGGUGAUUUUGGACUGGCGACAGCAAAGGUCCGGUGGUCAGACACGUCGACUGCAGGUGGCGUGGUGUGGCAGCAGCCGACAGGCUCGAUCCUGUGGAUGGCGCCGGAGGUGAUCCGCAUGGACGAGCCGGCGCCGUACACGUUCCGCUCCGACGUGUACGCGUACGGCAUCGUGCUGUACGAGCUCAUGGCCGGCGAGCUGCCCUAUGCGCACCUCAACAACAAGGAUCAGAUCCUGUGGCUGGUGGGGCGCGGGCUGCUGCGGCCGGACGCUCGGCGGCUGCGGGCCGACGCCCCGCAGGCGCUGAAGCGGCUGUCGGACGACUGCACGAAGUUCGACCGCGAGCAGCGGCCGCAGUUCCGGCAGAUCCUCACGUCGCUGGAGAGCAUGCUGCGCGCCAUGCCCAAGAUCACGCGCAGCGCCAGCGAGCCCACGCUCAGCCGCCACCUGCACGCGUCCGACGACUGCCUCGCCUACAGCUGCGCCUCGCCCAAGACUCCAGUCAAUUUCCAAUUCAACACCGACACCAGCUUCCCCGCAUUCUAUGGAAUCCCAGUACCGAACCAACGGCAUCCCUAGGGCUUACUGAAGGGCUACGACUAGCCCGCCGCGUCGCCUGCCCGUCGCCCGUUCGUCGCCCGCCCGUCGCUCGAAUGUCGCCUAAGCAACUUACCUCAAAGAGGUUCCCGGUCGUAUUAGUCUCGUCUGUCUUAAAUACAUUUUAUUCUAAACGUUCAGAAUGUAAUCAUCUGCUCAUGUUGCUCUUGCUGUAUUUGAGAAAUUAAAAAAAAAAUUACCCACUGCCAAACAAGAAGGGUAAAUUUGACCCAACAUGUAGCCUAUACGGUUACAUAGAUUUUAAUGAAGCCGCUAUAUGUGACAGUAUAAAACAAAUAUGGCCGCCAUAAACUGGCAAAGUAAUAAUAAAAAGUCUUAACAGUCAUCCUACGCAAGUGGCAGACGAAUGUCCGUCUCGUUCUAUCUCAAGCGUGCGGUAGCGAUAAUGUGUAUACAUAUCGUCAUAGUCGUAGAAUACUGACGGAUCUUUAUAUGUAAUCUUUGUCAGAUCCGUCAGUAUUCUACAACUAUGACGGUAUGUCGGUAUCUUAGUUUGCUGCUUGUGUAGGGGCAAGUUUUUUUAGACUUUGCCAUAUGGAAUAACGUUUUCAAAUUGGGUCAAAUGUAAUAUUGUGAAGUGGGGCAGUUCCUCGAAUAGAAUUGUAACGGCGCGUUCCACUGGCUUGUUCAGUUCUGAAGACAUGAGUUUCAUACUUGAACAUUGUUGACUCUGUCAAUUACUUCACAUUAGCCCUCCGACCGUGUAUUUUUUUUUUCACAACAAUCGAGGCUGAAGUUGGCGGUAUGCACUAUGCAUUUAUUGUUUUUAUUGUUUUUUUUUUAUGAUUAUUUUACUUGACUGCGACCUGCAACCGUGAAUUUUAGCUAAUUUCUUUCAUAGUUGGGCAAUCCCAAACGACUGUCGUCGACCAAUCAUAUUUUCUUUUCCAGCUGAAACUGUUUAGAAAUAGUUUAAGAUUAAUUUUUUUUUUGUUAAAAAUAUGGCUGUAGCUAGCUACAGCCCCCCCCCCCGUACCCUAGGGUAAGGGGGGGGGGGCAUUACAGGCCAUACUUUAAGACUUUGUCUUAAAAGGCGCGAUGCCUUACCAUAAAAUGAAAGGACCCAGAAAAUUUGAUUCGCUUUUUCGAAGUCACUUAAUUAUGGCUUAUGCCCUCCCUACCUUAAACUUGGCUCUAGCUGCAGCCCUGUACGAACAUUAUCUCAAUAUACAGAAUGCGAGGGACCGUUUUUGAAGUUGCAGUACUUCGAAGUACGCGAGUGCUAGUUCUUUGUUUCUUGAUAUUCGUUUUGUUUGUAUUAUUAUACAACACGAUGUGACGGGGAAUGUCUUGUAAUUUCUAUGAAAGUAUGAUAAGACUGCAUCUAGUGAAGGACUUGUAUGGUGAUAUUUUAAUAAGCAGAUCUAAAUUGAUACUCGAUUUUUUUUUGUUUUAUACCACUGAGGUGGCAAACAAGCAUACGGCCCACCUGAUGGUAAGUGGUUACCGUAGCCUAUGUGAAAAUGUGAAAAAUACUCCAUUUUCCGCGCUUAGCCUCUCACUUGGGCCACUGUGCAUAUGAGUCGUGGCUAGUGCAGCCAACCUAGCUCCGCCCAGAAGCGCAGAAGCUUCCUGGGUUCAAAUUUACCGUAGCCUAUGAACACCUGCAAUACCAGAGGUAUUACGCGUGCGUUGCCGACCCUGAAGAAACCUCUUUACACCUUUCUUUUUGAAGAACCCCACGCUGUAGUCUCUUGGAAAAACCUCGGCAGGGAGCUCAUUCCACAACCUGAUUGUAUCACUUAUAGUGUUUUCUGGUACUGUCAGUGAUGCUGUAAAUUGUUAUAUGGACCGAGCAAUGGUAAAAUGACUCUUUAAAAGUUUUUUUUUUUUUAAUUACAGGCGAAUUAGCGUUUUAAAUAUUGACUGUACUAUAAUCAUACGAAUUUACCCUUAUGAUGUAUUUUUGAAUGACAGUGAAAUAAUUACAUACAUACAUACAUAUCUGUCACGCUUACCUCCCAUUACGGUAGGCAGAAACAAUGGAACGCCAAAUGCUUCGAUUCAAACAGACCUCUUUCGCUUCCUCCACAUUCAUCAAUCUUUUCAUACACGCUCGCCGGUUACGGGCACUUUUAAUUUGGCCCCUCUUCAGCACGUCGCCUAUUUGUUUAACAUACGUCCGUCUAGGGCGGCCCCUACCGACAUCUCCAUUCAUUCUUGCUCGAUAAAUCUCUUUCGUUAUUCUUUCAUCCAUCCUCUCCAAAUGGCCAAACCAAUGCAACAUUCCUUUUCGAUUUUUGUCCUACAUCGUCAUGGUGAAUCCUCUUUCUUUGACAGCGUAGACUGGAGACAUCCAUUCGAGUUUUUUUUUAAUGGGUGAAAAUAGAAUGGUAACUCCGUCCAUGCUAUCGGUAUACGCCGACGGGGCACCAGUGGAAGAUGAUAGGUGAGGAUGAAGCAGGUCAGUUGGUCCACCAUGAUGAAUUCGACAAGAAUUAACCAUGAUGAUUUCCAGGGGGAACCGCGUGGAGGUCAACCUGAGAAGGUAUAUUGCUAGCAAUGGGGCUGUAAGACCUCAUUACUAACAAUCCCUUACCCCCACAUUCAUUAGAGGGGUUGAGGUCAAAUCGCAGCGGGCGGCAGGGAGUGUCCAUACUGUGCUCUAAAGACAAUUUUUACCCGAACUUUGACACAAUGAUCAAUUGAUUAGAAGAAGCCAGUCUGCAGUUUCACUGUCAGAUUAGGAAAACCCAGGAUUGGGGUUCCGAAACUUUAUCACGAGUAUAAGACCAAUAAUGUCCAAGUCGAUACAACUAUUAUGUAUGUUUAUUGUAACAUAGAUGCGGUCACGUCUCUAACAAUUGUAUAUUUUGGACUGUAAAAUAUUGUACAUUUGGUCUACCCUUAUUUAUAAUAUAGGCGUUAUGUUUUAGCUCGCUCUGACCACUCACAUAAUAGAUACUGUACUAUAACAGAGUACUCGGAAUACAAGAGAGACCAGAAGGUAUGGACGUAUGCCAAUUUUUUUGCAUGAAUUUGAAAACAAUAUAAUAACAAAUACCUUAAAUACUUAAACGUGAAUUUAAUUACUUAAUACGUGAAUAUCCUCUGUUGAUUUCAAAAAAGUAGGUGGUUCUUGAUUCAGCUGUGUGUUUAUUUUUAAUGUUUGUAACUUCUUACUUCUAUUAUUUAUAUAUAUUAUAUAUUCUAUUAUUUAUAUAUUUAUAUUUAUUUGGAAAAUUCGUUUUUUUUUUAUCUGAAAGUAUAUACUUUUAGUUUGACCCCAUAGAAAUGUUAUCAAAAUCGGUUUCAUAGAUUUUAAAUGAAAUAUCUGAUUUUGCCACAAUAAUGUUCUUUUAUUGAACAAAAUUUUAUGUUAUUUACUUUAAUUCCUUGCAAAUUCAGAACUGUCACAUUUAUUAUUAACGUUUAAAAUGUUUGGACAUGUUAUUUUAUUAUAUUAUAUUAUAACAUACUAAAAAAAUAUUUUAUCAUAACUUAUGUAAUGACUGUUGCACGUCAGUAAUGACAAAAUGUGUGAAACCAUUGUAAUAUUACCAUAUGACCUUAUUGUACCAAUUUUUUUGCAAUAAAAUUCAUUCAUUCAAAUCUCAGUUGUGGUAAAACCAGUAAUUUUGAUUUAAAAACUAAACUACUGAAAUAAAUUUGAUAAAAUUUCUGUAAGAUCAAUCUGUAAGGAUAUUCUUUUAGAUAAAAAAAAAAAUCCAAAUCGGUUUGUAACUAACGGAGUUAUGAGGUAACAACAUGACAGUAAAAAAAUACAGCUGAAUUGAGAAUCUCUAUUUUUGAAGUCGGUUGAAAACAAAAUUAUAAAUAUAUAUAUAUAUAUAUAUAUAUAUAUAUAUAUAUAUAUAUAUAUAUAUAUAUAUAUAUAUAUAUAUAUAUAUAUAUAUAUACACAUACACAUAUGCUAUAUACAAAAUUAUAUUAUGCAAAUACCACGCGAGCGUAAAGUGCAAGAUAAUCAUUAUCAAUAAUUACUAGUACCGCAUUCGAGUAUUCUGACACUUGCCUAUGGUUGACUGGGAGAGAAUGCUUUUAGCAUUAAGUCCGCCAUGUACACAUAUAUGUACUAAAGAAUAAAUAAAUAAAUCAUCAAUAAAAAAAUAUACAUUCCUUCUGAUAUCUUUCGUAUUCCGAGACCAAAUCAUAAAAUACGAGGCGUUGAAAUUACAUACGGUGCAGUAAUGUAAUGUAUAGUUUACAGUAUUUAAGAAAAAAAAAAAUGUUUUUAAAAUUUAAUUUUGAUCAUUCUUGUAAAUGCAUUUUAAACAUUUUGAAAUGGUGUGUAAUGAUAAUGAAGUUUUCCUCGACAAAUUGCCUAUUUUUUAUAGCAAGUUACGUAUAAUAUUCUGUACAUGAAAAAAAAAAUAUAUACAAUAUGCAUGUGUUUGAAAGUAUUAUUUAAAAAAUAAUAUUGCGGUAGGCAUAUUUGGCCCAUUUAUUAUGUGGUAGACUCGUCUUGUUGUUCUUGAUCCGUGAUGGAGACAGAAUAGGUGUUACUUACUAUUCAUACUCAGGGUUUCGUAAAAGACGACUGGAAUAAGACACUAUACACCAGACGACCUCAGUGGCGUAGUGGUGGGGAAUGAUGCAUUGCUUAAAUCAGGUCCCGGCUUCGAUUCACUGUUAGGUCAGUUUAGGGAAUGAGUUUUUUUUUUAAUUGUGUCAGGCCUGGGUAUUCUGGGGGUAUGACCAUACUUUCGUUGUUUGGUCCUUUAUAAUAUAUUGUAGCCUAGCUUGAGAACUAGGCCACGGAUGUGAUUGUAUGGUACUUAUUGUAAUUACUAGUACAAGAAGAGUAAAACAAAACCUUAUAUCAAUCCGUGGACUAUGUCCAGCAGUGGACAUAAUGGGUUAGCAAGGAAACGCGUAUCUCCGAUCAGAGCAAUGAAUAUUUGCUAAGAAGUUUACCUUAACCUAGAUCAGUUAUUCCAUUUUUAAACUGUGAAGACCUUUCCCAUAUCUUCCAUCUCAUUUUAACCCCAACCGGCAUAACCAAUGAUAUCUCUAAGCGAAGGUAAAGCCAAUUAAAAAAAAAAAAUCUAAUAUUUUUUUUACGGCAAGCUAAACAGCGACUGAUUUCACGAGCGCUAUGACGCUCGUGGCACUUUUAGUUGCAAUGCGCACGAGCGUGAUGGCGCUCGUCGGCACUCAAAGGGUUAAGGUCGUUUUCCAGGCGUGACCUCUUAUAAAGACGUAUAACUUUUAGACAAGUCUUAGUAAAGCAGCGCUUGUAUUCAGGGGUGAGCUCCGGACGAUUCCGCCCCUGCCCUAUCUAUGUACGUCACAGAGUGGUCUGGUGUGGAAGGAACAUUACAAUUUUACAAUUGCGUGGGGUCAAAUAUGCCGUAGCCGUUAGGAGGUCGUGUCAUGACACCACUAUCCGUGUAAUUUAUUUGUAAUUGUAAAUAAUUAAUUAUAAUGAGUAGUUUAAUAUCGAACGAUUAAGGAUCUUGCGUGUACAGUAUAGUUAAUUUUAAUGCAUAACUAUUGACUCUUAAGGAACACAAUAAAUUAUUGUUUCAAUUUAAAA